Molecule: messenger RNA, 2802 nt
Organism: Leishmania mexicana MHOM/GT/2001/U1103
Lineage: Eukaryota; Euglenozoa; Kinetoplastea; Trypanosomatida; Trypanosomatidae
Exons: 1
Coding region: 1-2802 (933 amino acids)
Biological process (GO): vesicle-mediated transport
Cellular component (GO): endocytic vesicle; cytosol
Molecular function (GO): guanyl-nucleotide exchange factor activity; small GTPase binding
Source: RefSeq, a predicted model, not a curated record
AUGCCGUCACUUGACACGCGGGAUGCAGUGAAGCACUAUGAGCUGCGUCACAACGUCUUCUUGCAGAGUAUUCUCCCCGGGGGCCUCCUCUCGUCUCUGGAACUGAAGGAGCGUUGUGAGACUCUUUUGGUGCCGCGACAGGUCUCGCUCGAGGUGGCGCAUAUUGCCCCGUACUUUCUAGCCACUGCACAGCGUCCAUCUACCGAAUCGAGCGCCAAAGCCGCACCACCGCUUUCAGUGCUCUUUGGUGAGGAACAUGACGCGGCAGAGAGGGGCGGGUCGCCCAAUCAGGGUACGGACGCCGCGAAGGAUGAGGGGCGGAUCGGCAGUGUGACGUUCCCGCCAGAGAACAGGGACGCUUUUAGGGCUGCCCUCACUCGGUUUCUCGAGUAUCACCUCCUGCACUUCGACGGCUUUGGAAAUUCCGAGUUCACCAACCUUUGCGGCCAGCGCGGCUCCUUCGCCGAGGAUCUGGGCCAUGUGAAACGGUUCGGCCACUUUGGCCAGGUUGCGGUCCUCGCUGAUGCCGAUGCACUACGACCAAGGGGUAGCGGUGCGAGUGCUGACGGUACCGCAGCAGCCGCGGACGAUCUUCCACGCCAUCCGUCGUCUCUGCAAAUCUUCAUAAUUGACAAGCCGUUGAUGGACUCUGAUGAAGUGCGCCUCGUCCGGGAGACGCUGCACAAGCUCACAGUGUCUGCAGUUUUCAAAAUCGAGGCGAAGAUGAUGGCGCCAACGCUCACGACCAGUCUGGUAGACAUACCGUUUUUGAUGGGAAACCAGGACGCUGGUCCCUUGACGGCGCACAUGAACCUAUCGUCGGAACAGUACGCUCUAUCGGCACCCUCAGCGGCCCGCGUUGUGACGGCAAUCGCAGCAGACGCGACGGAUACCAACUCCUGUGACGGGUCCGUUACCGAAACGGUCGCGAUUGAGGACUUCGAAGAUGAGCCGCCGGAGGAUCCUGAUCUAGAAGCCUACGUGGCCAAGUACACGCACAUUAGCGAGCGGCAGCGUCAACGCAGCGAAUCGACUCUCUCGGAGAGGAAAACGUUGUACAGUGGCGGCACUGCCAACGUUCAAGAUGAAGUAAUUGGAGGAACGCCUUUGUCGUACUCGCUCCCCUCUGUGGGCCGGCACCAGGAAGUUGCUGUAGACGCUGCUGACUGCCCUUCAAGUGCGUCAAGAGCGACAGGCGCAAAGACUGCUGCUGCUGCUGCUGCCACGAGUCGCACGCACGCCAAUGUUCUGUGCCAUGAGUACAGCCGCGAGUGCAUCAAGGACUACCGCCGUGUCGUGGCCGCCGACAACGAGAUCUUCUACAGCGAGUUUGAGCGGCUCAUGUCACUACGGUGCGCAGGUCCGCUGGCGAGGCUGAUGAGCGAGUACGUGUCGAAAAAUCAGCACUUGCAGCAGCCGAUUCAGAGUAAUACCGUGUACAAUAAGUUCGUGGAGGGGUGCCACAUGGUGCUGCACAGGACCCCGCGUCUCUCCACGGACAACGAGCGGCUGACGAUAAUGCAGGAGGGCGUCGAACGGUACGUCACGUCACGCCUCUACCACCAAAUCUUCAACGUUUCUGAGGACGAGCGGCGCAAAAACGAGCGAAUGCAGCAGAAGCUCCUGCGGCUGGAGAACAUGGCGCCAGCGGAUUUGGAUGCGUUGCCAGAGGUGGAGCGUCACCACGUGUGGGGCCAGGCAAUGUUUGAGCUGGAUGGCAUGGACUUCUUCAAGUCCCCACGAGAGAAGCUGCGGUGUGGAAUGCGGUCAUGCGAGCUGUUGAGCCUCGCGGUCGGUGACAUACUUCGACAGCGCCGCGAAGCCAAGCGAGCAGAGAAGGCUGCCAAAACCGCCGCCUCCGGGAACGCCGGUGGUGUUCCGCUGGCGUUCGGUGCCGAUGAGUUUUUGCCCUGCUUUCUGCUACUUGUGCUCCGCGCUCGUCCGCUGAGCUUUGUGCAGAACGUGCUUUACAUUGAAAAGUUCCGCUGUCCUGCACUCAUGUCCACUGAGGAGUCGUACUGCCUUGCGACACUGCAGUCGUCCUUGCUAUUCUGGGAGAACUACGGCGAGGACGGCCAGAUGGAUCCCACCUGUGACACAAUCUCCACGUCUGGUAGCGUUGAAGCGCCGUCGCACAACGGGGGGUCGGCAAGCAUCCGGGCGCUCACCAAGGCGCACCCGUCACUUUCGGGUAUAAUGCAGCAGCAGCAGCCACCGCCACAGAUGACGGAGAAAGAUCUGUUGCCCUCUGUGCGACAGGCGUCCUCUACUGGUCGCCACCCGGCCGGGGUGACAAACGCCCGUCAACCAGGCAGCGAAGCAACAGCACUCUCAGGGGGGAAACCGAUGGAAGAGGGGGCGCCAACCGUCCUUGAUGUGCUGUUUGGCUGGGCGAACCGGAAUUUGGCUCCGCUCGCCAGUGAGAUUGGCCUGGGUAAAAAAUCUGGUGGUUCGGAUGGAGACGGAUCAUCACGUCAAAAUGACGGCCUCGGGACUAAGCCGGCUUCUUUCACUGGCCCAGUUGCGGUCACACACGUGUCACCACCGUGGGGCACCGUCGCGGCGUCUACCUCCGCUAGCGGAACGGCAGAUGUGGUGCAAGAUACGAGCUUUUCUUCUAAUAUCUUUCACGCCGCCGUGGCACCAGCAUCAUCACCGCCCCACCUUGGCUCGAAUAUGUCGUCGCGCGCCCGUGUGAGGCAACUUCUGGUGACGCAGAAUAAGACCUUUGAACAGCUUACGUUGGCAGAGCUGCAGAUGAUUGUCGAAGAAGCUCGGCAGCUCCUACUCGAGGGCAAGUAG